This is a messenger RNA of Salmo salar (Atlantic salmon), 2883 nucleotides long. The record is from RefSeq and is a predicted model, not a curated record. NCBI's taxonomy places the organism in Eukaryota, Metazoa, Chordata, Actinopteri, Salmoniformes, Salmonidae.
GAUCAGUAUCACAGUAUUUACAACAUGAGACCCAGGAGGACAAGCUGAAGAGGGAGGCAUCAGCUGGUGAGCUUGAGUUGAAGAUGGAAAAAGAAUUAAAAGAGAUUUUAAGACAGGAGAUGAUGAAACAACUAGAGGAGAAAGACACCCAACUGGAUGAUAUGACCCAGGAAGUGAGAGAGAAAGAGAGACUCCUGGAGGAGAAGAACCAGAUAAUGGGACAGAGGGAGAAACUAUUAGAAGAGAAAGAAAACCAACUGGAAGAGAAAGACAAGCAACUAAAGGACAGAGACAUUCAACUAGAGAUACUGAGAAAGAACCUGCAGGACAAGAACAGCCAAGUAGAGAACUUCAGAGUCCUACUGCAGGACAAAGACCUUCAACUAGAGGACAGCAACCACAGACUGGGAGAGAAGGACAGACUACUGGAAGAGAGAGACAAACAGCUGGAAGAGAGACAAAUACUGGAAGAGAGAGACAAAUACUGAAAGAAGGACAGACUACUGGAAGAGAGAGACAAACUACUGGGAGAGAAGGACAGACUACUGGAAGAGAGAGACAAACAGCUGGAAGAGAGAGACAAACAGCUGGAAGAGAGAGACAAAGUAGUUGAGGGAAAAGAAAAGGAACUAAAAGAGAGGAGGCAGGAAGUAGAAGAGAAAGAUAACCUACUAGAGGAGAGAGAGAAGCAGUUAAAGGAAAGAGACAAACAGGUGGAGGAUGUCAACAAUGAAAAUGCUGAACUGGCUCAACAGAUAUGUGAUGUGAAGACUGAGGUAGAGAGACUGAGAAGAGAGAUCUCAGCCCAGAUGACUGAACAUGGAGAGACGUCAGAUACAGGUUCCAUACUCCCAGUCAGGAGGAGACGCAGCAAGGAGCUUCCUCCAUACAUGGGAGGAGAGACCUCAGAUACAGACCCCACACUUCCACUGAGGAGGACAAACAGCAUGGAGUUUAAUCCUCCACAUAUGGGAGGAGAGAGCAGCAGUCCAGACUCCCCAGUGUCUCCCAGUGUGUCUGAGCUGAGACUGGUGCUGCUGGGGAGGACUGGGGCUGGGAGGAGUGCAGCAGGAAACACCAUCCUGGGCAGAGAGGAGUUUGGGGCCCAGGCCAGCCCCUCUGCAGUGACCCAGAGGAGUAAGAGGAGAGAGGGGGACGUGUGUGGGAGACGGCUGGUGCUGGUGGACACUCCAGACUGGUUCUGUCCUGGACUCUCUCUGGAGGAGAUGAGACAGGAUGUGGGGCUCUGUGUCCGUCUGUCUGCCCCGGGACCCCACGCCUUCCUCCUGGUCAUACCAGUGGAGCCCUCUAAGGGGGAGGAGAGAGGGGUGCUGGAGAGAAUAGAGGAGAUGUUUGGGGAGGGUUGUUGGGAACACACUGUGAUUCUAUUCACCCAUGAUGAUGGCCUGAAAGAGCAGAGCAUUGAGGAGUUUCUCCAAGCAGGAAGUCAGGAACUCCAGCAGCUUGUAGAGAAAAGUGGGAGCAGGUACCACGUCCUCAACAUUAAGGACAGGGCCCAUGGCACUCAGGUAUCAGAGCUGCUGGAGCAGGUAGAGGAGAUGGUGGCAGGAAACAGAGAGAGAUUCUACAGCAGUCAGACCUACCAGGAGGCGGAGGACCAGGUUAGAGAGAUGGAGGGAAAGAUCCAGAGAGAGAGAGGAGAGAGGAAACAGAGGGACGAGAGAGACUUGAGAGAGAGACUUGAGAAGGAGUUGCAGGACUCUCUGAUAAAGAUAGAGGGAGUGAUCCAGGAACAUGAGGGAGAUAUCAGAACACUCAGUGAAAGAACCAGUGAACUGGAGAGACAGGUGAAAGAAGAGAGGGAUGAGGAGAAGAAAAGAGAGCUGGAGAGGGAGCUGAAGAGGGAGUCUGAUAGGAGGGAGGAGAUGGAGAGAAAGCUGGAGAGAUUUAGAGAGAAGAGAGAGAAUGAGAGGAGGGAGAUGGAGGAGAGACACAGACAGGAGAUAGAGGAGAUGAUGGAGAACUAUGAAGGAGAGGCCAGAGUUGAAGCAGAGAGAAACCUGAUGAAGAUAGUCCUACGUGAGUUACAGAGGAACGUGAUGAUCUCACAGACAAAGAUGCAGAGAGAGUUCAGCAGACAGAUGGAGGAGAAGAAUAGACAGAUGAAGGAGAAGGAUAGACAGAUGAAGGAGAAGAAUAGACAUAUGGAGGAGAAGGAUGGAGAAAUGGAGAGACUAAGACAGAACUUGAAAGAGGUCAGGGAAGCUCACUCAGUGUUGCAGAAGAGACUGGAACGAGAGGGGAGAGGUCAGAGGGCACUGAUAGGGAUGUUGGGCUGGGUCAGGAGAAACUCAUCAAGUUGGCUUCUCCACAAUCUGAUAUGAUUCACCAUCACCGUCUAUGUGUAGAACCAGACCAGGUCUACUGUCCACUGUACCGUGGUGAGUGACCAUGGGUCAUGGUGGUCAUGGGGGAAACAGGUCAGAAUAAUGUCUGGUCCAGUCUACAGUGUCUAGAGAAGGAGGGGAGGGAGGUCUGUAAAGAUCUUGAUGAGACAGAAUUCCAAACCAACGUAGAUUAUUGACCUUUGCACUGCAGCCUUUUAGAAUGGAGAGGGUUGUGGAGGGUCAGGAGGUCAGCGGGCGGAGUCAGAUCCUGAGAACUCUAAAGAUCUGAGUGAGACUUUUACUCGGUGUUUGAGGAGGUCUACUAAUGACCAGAGAGAACCAUACUGUAUUUACCACACACUACUUCCUGUUCUUAAUCAAUCAUAUUGUUUCAUGUUGAAACUUUAAAUAUACACUGAGUGCACAAAACAUUAAGAACACCUUCCUAAUAUUGAGUUACAAUCUAUCCCAAUGGAACUCUGAUACCACAUGAGACUGAUAUUGUUGAAAUAAAGAAAUGUAACUUUGUAAGCCA